ACUGUUGGGUUCGGAGCUAAACUGACUCCAGAUAUACAAUAUACUGAGAUGAUGAGAGUUUUAUCUUGUUUCAUCCUAAUCUUUACUCUCUAUAUUCACAGCACAAAUGCAAACACGAGUAAUAAAAAAGACAUUUUCCAAGAUAUUCUAGUGUAUUUUUCAAAUCCAUUUAAUUCCUUAAAAGAGGAUGUGUUAAACCUUCUCUCCGGGUAUGGAAAAGAGACGAGGGAGCCCAAGUUUACCCUUAGUUCUCAAAUAAACCCUGAGUAUGAUCCUGUGAGUUUUGCAGAUAUUGGUGACGCCUCGACAUAUUCUACUCCUUAUUCUGCAAAGUUUCAACACAAGCCUCAUCCUUACAGAGUUAUCCCACCUCCUCUAAAGGUUUCACAGCUAAAAUCUAAACCCUACUCCAUCGAUCAUGGUUCUCAAAUUAAACCUCUAGCAUCUAUAAAAUAUCCAACCCCUAACAAACAGAAACAAAAUGCAAUGAAUCCUGUUCCUGUUCCGUCUUCCUCUCAGGACUCCAGUUUAACUAUGAGACCUGCUCCUUUCACAAAAAGCUUUAAUUCACAUGUUCGACCUACAGCCUAUUCAAUGGACUCUAGUUCAGAAAUGGGACCUACUCUUUACUCUGUGGACUCCAGUUCACCAAUGGGACCUACACCCUACUCAAUGUUUUCUAGUUCACAAAUGGGACCUACAUCUUACUCCAUUGACUCUAGUUCACAAAUCGGACCUACAUCUUACUCCAUAGACUCUAGUUCACAAAUGGGACCUACAUCUUACUCCAUAGACUCUAGUUCACAAAUGGGACCUAUAUCUUACUCAAUAGACUUUAGUUCACAAAUUGGACCUACACCCAACUCCAUUGACUCUAGUUCACAAAUGGUACCUACAUCUAGCACCAUGGACUCUAGUUCACAAAUGGGACCUACACUCUACACUAUGGACUAUAGUUCACAAAUGGUACUUACACCCUACACCAUGGUCUCUAGUUCGCAAAUGCGACCUUCUACCAGUUCUAUGGAAUCCAGUUCACAAAUGGGGCCUAUAAUCUACUCCAUGGACUCUAACUCACAAAUGGGACCUACAGCCAACACUAUGGGACCUAUACCAUACUCUACGGACUCUAGUUCCCAAACAGGACCUAUGUCUAAAUCAACGGACUCUAGUUCACAGAUGGGACCUGUAUUCUACCCUAUGGACUCAAGUUCAAAUAAACAUGUUAAACAAAUGGAACCUGAAACUCUCAUCAUGAACAAUACUUCACAAAAAGGAAAACAAUCCUACUCACCUUUUUCACCUUCGGAGGAAAUGGGACUUAAAGCUUCAAUGAAGGACCAGAAUUCAGAAAUUCGACCUACCUCUUCCAUCACACAGAUUGCUCCUACAGCACCUAAAAAGUUCCUUGAACUUCAACCUGACUCCAUCUAUCCAGGUUUACAAAAUGAUAAUGCUCUAACUCAAAAAACAACAUCUCUCCAAUCCGUCCUUGAACCUCUGCAUGCAGAAUCAGUCUUUCAAGUUUUCCAAGAUGAAUCUCCAGCAGGUGCUGAGCAUGCAGAUAUGGAGAGAGAUAUUCUUGGCAAACCCCUUUCAAGUUCUCCCAGGCUCAUGCUGAACCAGAGUUCGGUAGAAGAUCAUACUGAACCUGAUCCUUUUUCUCCACAAUCCAUCCUACCAACCCCUAUCCAGGAAUCUCUUGAGCAGAAGAGGUAUACGUUCAGAUUAUUAGAUGAUCAUGAAACUACGACAAGUAUACCAAGAUUUUCCUACAGAUUCAUAAACCAACAGUCCAUGGAUAAAGAUCCGAUCAGGGAGUAUAAAAAAUCUGGUUUGGAUGAGAAAUAUCCUGUAAUUGAUCCGAUCGUGGAGAGCGGAACCUUGGGUACGGAUGAGAAGUAUCCAGAACUAGAUCCGAUAACGGAGAACGGAACCUCUGCUUCGGAUGAGAAGUAUCCAGAACUAGAUCCAAUAACGGAGAACGGAAACUCUGGUCCGAAUGAGAAGUAUCCAGAACUAGAUCCGAUGACAGAGAACGGAACCUCUGGUUUGGAUGAGAUGUAUCCAGAACUAUAUCGGUUCUCCGACUUGGAUGAGUUGAUGGAGAAGGCGAGGAGGAGACGAGUUACUCCGUAUACCCAGGAAUACAGGCAUCAGUACAGGGACAAGUACAGUAACUGGUAUUAUUACAGGGAAAAUCCAUCAUACAUUGUUAGACAUUAAAGUUAAAGGUUGUUAAUAAUUUGAAGAAAACUGAUUACUCUCCACAAACUCUAUCCCCCCAUAUCUUUGCAACCUGGUGGUGUUAACCUUUUAUACUUCGAACUAAUUGGCUAUAAGACCUAGCAGAAUUUUAAUAUCUACCACAUUAGGUUGCAACGUUAGAAAAUUAGAGUUUGUGGCGAGUAAUCAGUUCUUUUAGAUACUCUUGGCAUUUUAUGAAAAUCCGAUUGUCUUUGACAUUAUUGUAGAUUAACAAAAAUUCAUUUAAUCUUUUUAAUUUCUUGCAAAAAUCUAUAUAUGGUGUCUUGAUGAAGACGAGGUUACUGAACCCUUUCCUGUCAACCUGAAACCUAUCCUGUAAACCUGAACCCUAUCCUGUCAACCUGAACCCUAUCCUGUAAACCUGAAUCAUAUCCUGUAAACCUGAACCCUAUCCUGUAAACCUGAACCCUAUCCUGUAAACCUGAACCCUAUCCUGUAAACCUGAACCCUAUCCUGUAAACCUGAACCCUAUCCUGUAAACCUUAACAUCAUGAGGAGAUCGACAAGAAUCUAAGACCUUACAGAUUAUUCUAAGCUAAAUCUAAAUUUAACUCAACCUAAAAAUACAUAGUGUAUUCCCACUGUGACUAAACAAGUUAAAUUAUGGCUGAAAUUGGAUUCAGGGUUUGCUGAUACAUUCUUAAAAGCUAAAGUAACAGCCUCUCUAAAACAUGGCUGAGCUCUUUAGCAUUGAUGACUAGUUACUAUUAUCUUCCGCAGGCAAAACCGCAAUAAAUAAGCAAACAUUGAAAAUCUGCAGACAAGCUAGAAAUGCUAACGUUAACUAUAUGUUAAAAAUAAAAUUUAUAAGAGUAAAUUCUGAUUUGUAUUUAUAAAGCUCGGGACAUAAUAUAAUCAAUAAAGGGUUGAACCUUC
Eurytemora carolleeae is the source of this 3144-nucleotide messenger RNA. RefSeq lists its product as uncharacterized. The record is from RefSeq and is a predicted model, not a curated record. The coding region runs from base 49 to 2226 and encodes 725 amino acids. Lineage: Eukaryota; Metazoa; Arthropoda; Copepoda; Calanoida; Temoridae. The transcript is spliced from 2 exons.